AUGUCCUCCUCUGUUUCUCUUUGUUCUAUCUCUUCUUCACCUCUCUCUUCCUUGCUCUUUACGUCAUUUCCUCUCAAUCCAAAAUGUCUUUUCAGAUCACGCCCUUUUGAUCCAAUUCAACCUUCUUCUCUCUUCCCCUCCCCUUCUUCCUAUGGGCAGCACAAGUAUGCCAUCUCAACCCCUCUCAAUUUUUCAGAUUACUGGGAUGUUUUGAAGGAGAUUCAGAAUUUGCGCAAGAACCCUAAAUAUUGCACAAGGAAUUAA
Molecule: messenger RNA, 264 nt
Organism: Sphenostylis stenocarpa
Lineage: Eukaryota; Viridiplantae; Streptophyta; Magnoliopsida; Fabales; Fabaceae
Source: the annotation of a GenBank genome assembly